AUGCCCAAGACACAGCCCAACCUGUUCGCCUUCUCCGGCGUCGACGCCCUUGCGCGCGCCCUCCGCUCCUACAUCAUCGAGACCCAAAAGGCCGGCAUCGACCGCCACGACUCCUUCAAGGUCGCCGUGUCUGGUGGCUCGCUGCCCAAGACCCUCGCAGCCGCUCUCCUCGCUCCCUCCUCUGGCCCCAACGACGUGGUCGAGUGGACCAAGUGGGAGAUCUUCUUUGCCGACGAGCGCGCCGUCCCCCUCGACCACGCCGACUCCAACUACGCCCUGCUCAAGAGUGAGCUCCUCGACAAGCUCCCCGCCGACCAGCAGCCCUCUGUCAAGCCCAUUGACGUUACACACCUCGACGAUAUCCAGGAGCUUGCCGAUCAGUACGAGAAGACCCUCGUGGCUAGCUUCGCUUCCCGCGACUCUGUCCGCUUGCCCAUCUUCGAUCUUCUCCUCCUUGGCUGCGGCCCCGACGGCCACACCUGCUCGCUCUUCCCCAACCACGCCCUGCUCCGCGAGACCGAUGCUUGGGUUGCCCCUAUUGAGGACUCGCCUAAGCCUCCUCCUAGACGCAUCACUCUGACCCUUCCUGUCGUUACUCACGCUGUCCGCAUUGCCUUUGUGGCUACUGGCGGUGGCAAGAAGGAGAUUAUGAAGGAGAUCUUCGACUCUUCCUCUGGCCUGCCCUGCACUCUUGUCAACGAGGCUGCUGGCGAGCGAUGCAGCUGGUUUGUCGAUGAGCCUGCCGUUGACGGUGUUAGCUUCCCUCGCCGUUCUUUCUUGUAA
Messenger RNA from [Torrubiella] hemipterigena, 783 nucleotides. The record is from the annotation of a GenBank genome assembly. NCBI's taxonomy places the organism in Eukaryota, Fungi, Ascomycota, Sordariomycetes, Hypocreales, Clavicipitaceae.